CAAACGAAUCAGAAUAAAUGCCAAAUAUUAUAGCGAAUUCUGGAGGGGGUAUUAAAGCCUUGGGCACGCAAACAUUUUGGCCGCAGACCCUGGACAUUCCAACAGGACUCAGCACCAUCGCACUCAGCACGCGCCAACCAAGAAUGGUUACAAAAUGAGGUUCCUCGCGUCAUUUCCAGCGCACAAUGGCCACCAAAAUCUCCGGAUACCAAUCUAUUGGACUAUUGUGUCUGGAUUAUUUUGGAAAGCAAGGUUGGCACUAAAAAAUAUUAAAUUGUCGAUCACCUUAAGCAAGCGCUUCGCCGGGAAUGGACCAAAAUACCGCAGAGCAACAUUCGGGCAGCGUGUGACGGUUUUAUUGGCCGUUUGAAGGCCAUAAUUCGUGCUUGCAUAAUUUUGCAUAAUUAUUCUAAAAUUUGAAGCAAUUUCCGACAUUUUUUGUUUCAUUCAAUAAAAUUAAAAAAAAUGUAAAAUUUAUGGCGUUCAAUCAAUUUUUUUUCUCUCCCCGUAUGAGAGCUAUAUCCAAAUCUAAAUCGAUAUUGAUAAAAUUUUAGGCACUUAUUUCUGAUCUGUAUUUGGUACCAAAGAUCAUUGUUGUGGAGUACAUGUUACGCAUGCGAGGGAUUUAAACACCAAAGCGGAUGAAAAAUAAAUAUGGGAGCUAUAGCUAUAUAUGAACCGAUUUUUUUAUGUACUUACUUCUAGACGAAAUUCGGUCAGAUGUGCCAAAAUUCAAGUCAUUUGAACUGAUAUUGGCAAUUUAGUGCACUUUUAAUCCGAAAUCAAUUGAAGAUAUAUAUGGUAGCUAUAUUGCGAUUCUCACCAAUUUUAAUAGGGUUCAUCCUUGAGCCAAACAGUGUUUGGAAAAUUUUAUGUCAAUCGGAUAAUAAAUGCGACAGACGGACGGACUGACAUGCAUAAAUCGACUCAGAAAGUGAUUCUAUGAAGAUCCUCAAAAGUAGUUAUGGGUCUAUUUCGCUUCCUUCUCCAUGUUAGAAACAAAUGCACAAAGACUUAAUACCCUUACCACUAUGUGGUGUAGGGUAUAAAAAUGUGUGUUUCUUUGUGGGCUGGAACUCCAUGGUUCAUUGUUUUGUUGUAUGAUAAAUAUUUUGCAUAUUUUUGUCUCAACUAACUUUUGGUGAGUAAAUGUUCUCGGAAGAGUACACGAAUGGAGUUAAGUGUAAACUACUACAUAUACGGAAUUUAAGAGAAUUUUGAAAUUUUAAUAAAAACUGAAACUAAAAAAUAUAAGAUAAAAAAUAUUUCAUAUUAGGAACGAUUCUCAAUCACUGUCCCCACUUUUUAUGUGUUUAAUAUCAAAUCCAUACUGGGUAAAAUCACAAAAUUAUUUGCCUUAUAAAAACUGCUGUAAAUACAACUGAAUCUCUAGCUUUAUAAUUUUUAAUGCAAUCUUUAUUUCAUUUCUUUUGUAAAUAAAAUAAUUUAGUUAAUUUAGAUAGCAAAAAAAUUAUUUAAAUACCGAUCCAUGGCUUCUGAGCAAACUUUCGCAUCUGAGUCUGAGUCCAUAGAGCCUGGAAAUGUAAACGAAACAGGUUCAGUCAUUGACAAUGAAGAGGAUGAGCUUAAUCGUGCCUCAACGGCCAAACCAAAGCCACCCACAGAUGGCGCUGGUGGUGGUGAUGCUGACGACUUGGAUGCCUGGGUAAAGUCGCGCCAAUUGGUCAAGCCUGACAACCAAUUGGAUUUAACCGAAGCCGAAUUAUCAGAAGAAAUAACCAAAGUUCUGACGACGACCAAUACAAAUGUGGUCCACAAUUUGGUCGUCUAUAGUUUCAAGGAAGAGGCCUAUGUACCCCUGCCGCCAGCCGGUAAUACAGUUACCCUGCUAAAAUUCGACGGUAAUUCUCUUCAUAUCGAUUCUGAUGAGGCGAAAUAUCAAAUGGAGGAAAGUGGGGAAAUUGGUUAUCCCCUGCCGGCUCCCCGUUACUCGUUAAUGGAAGCUGAAGCUGCUCCACCCAAAACUGAUGAUGGUGAAGCCGGAGAGGGUGGAGAAGGUGAGGACCAAGAAGGCAAAGAGGGUGAGGAAGGGGCGGAGGAGGCUGAAGGCGAAGAAGAAGCCGAAGAAGAGGCUGCCGAAGAGGGUGGUGAGGCCGAGGAGGGUGAAAAGAUUGAAGAAGAAACCGCAGAUGCAGCUCCAGCUGCCGCAGCCGCUGGAGGUAAAAAACGCAAGCUCAUCAAUCAAUUUAACUUUUGUGAAAGAGCGGCAUUGACAUUUACCAAUCCAACUAGGAAUGUCGACACCCAAACCAUACCGCCCCCACGAUCCCAGUAUGGCGCCAAUGUCUUGCAAUGGGUCAUUUAUGACAGCUAUGCAGAAGAUUUUGAACAGCAGCAGAAGGAACGCGACAAAAAGGAUGAUAAGAAAGCACAACGCAAGGACGAGUUGAAAAUGAGCAAACAGGAACUGAAAGCAGCACAGGCCGAGGAGCUGAAUAAGAAGUAUUUGAAAUGCUGGCAGAUACUGGAACGCAUGAUAAAUCAAAAUAUCUACAAGGACAUUGCUCAUGAUUAUCGUUAUUGGGAGGAUCCGGCCGAUGAGUUCAGAGACGGCGAGGGCACUUUGCUACCGUUGUGGAAAUUUCAAUACGAAAGAACCAAGAAAAUGAGUGUAACCGAUGUCAUGUUUAAUCCUUACUAUUACGAUUUGUUUGCGGUGUGCUUUGGAUCACACGACUUCAUGAAACAGCCCAGCGAGGGUUCCAUAUGUCUUUUCACUGUCAAGAAUCCAUCGUAUCCAGACUAUAUAAUCAUGACCGAAAGUGGUGUAAUGUGCUGUGAUAUCCAUCCAAAAUAUCCUUUCCUAGUGGCAAUUGGUCUGUACGAUGGUAAUGUCCAUGUCUAUAAUCUGAAGGAGAAUUAUCGAGAACCUUUGUAUGUAUCUAUGGGUGUUGGCGAUAAACACAUCGAAUGUGUCUGGGAGAUAAAAUGGGGUCCCGAUAUGGCCGAUGGUGAAAUCAAUUUCUAUUCCGUAUCCUCGGGAGGUCGUGUCUUCAAUUGGGUACUGAUGCAAAAUAAAUUAAUGGUGACGACAAUAAUAACGCUGUUCCUUGAAAACGGUAUUGUCUCGGGACCAGAUGGUACCGAACUACGUCUGCGUAGCUGUGGCUCCUGCAUGAAAUUUCAUCCCGAAGAUCCUGAAAUAUUUCUAGUGGGCACCGAAGAGGGAUGCAUCUACAAAUGCAGCAUUGCCUAUAGCUCAAAAUACCUCAUGACAUAUCGAGCCCAUAAUUUAUCCGUAUAUCGUAUUGAUUUUAAUCGCUUCAAUUCGAAUAUUUUCAUAUCGUGCAGUGGAGAUUGGCGUGUUAAGAUCUGGGAAGACAUGCGUUCUGAACCAUUGUUCAUCUUCGAUUUGGGCUCCGCAGUGGGAGAUGUUAAAUGGGCACCGUAUUCGAGUACGGUGUUUGCAGCCGUUACUAAUGAGGGAAAGGUUUAUGUCUUCGAUUUGAAUGUGAACAAAUACAAAGCGAUUUGUAUUCAGGCUGUGGUGCCGAAGAGGAAGAAUAAAUUGACGCGGUUGUCGUUUAACGAGAAAUUGCCAUUUAUCAUUGUGGGCGAUGAUAAAGGCACUGUCACCUCACUGAAAUUGUCACCCAACUUGCGUCAGAUGGUUAAGCCCCCCAAGAAACAACAAAACUUGGAACAGUCUGUUUUGCAGGUGCAAAAAUUGGAAAAGUUACUUUCCCUGGUGCGAGAACUACCCGAGGGUGAAAUCAUCAAAGAUACCACCACAACUGUCCAGAGUUGAAAAAUAAAUGUGAGUUUUCAAAAAGAUGUGUGUGUGUGUG
Molecule: messenger RNA, 3809 nt
Organism: Musca domestica (house fly)
Lineage: Eukaryota; Metazoa; Arthropoda; Insecta; Diptera; Muscidae
Product: dynein intermediate chain 2, ciliary-like
Exons: 8
Coding region: 1490-3769 (759 amino acids)
Biological process (GO): cilium movement; outer dynein arm assembly
Cellular component (GO): outer dynein arm
Molecular function (GO): dynein light chain binding; dynein heavy chain binding
Source: RefSeq, a predicted model, not a curated record